Messenger RNA from Austrofundulus limnaeus, 2267 nucleotides. Its product is annotated as transmembrane protein 136. The coding region runs from base 949 to 1746 and encodes 265 amino acids. The record is from RefSeq and is a predicted model, not a curated record. The transcript has 2 exons. Gene Ontology annotation, cellular component: membrane. Lineage: Eukaryota; Metazoa; Chordata; Actinopteri; Cyprinodontiformes; Rivulidae.
AUUUUACAAAAAGAUUAAGACAGAAACAAAUCUUCCUGAGGGAGGACAGUUACUAAGAAAUUUUAAUUACAUUUUUAAAGCAGUAUCAGCCGUUUCAUCUGACAGCAGGUGUCUCUGUAAAGAAGAGUCUUUAAUCCUUUAAGAGGAUCAAUAAGAUCCAGGAUGAGGGAUCUGACUGACUACGGUGGCCUGCAGGGAACAUUUCUGUCAGUGUGUUUCUGCUGAAGCUGAGGACGGUUUGUUGGACUUUUAAUGACUUUACUGAACAAACUGAUGGAGGCUGCGCUUCACCUGCACGAGAUGCCGUGAAGCAGGAGUUUCAUGAUGAGAAUGGGGAGAUAAUGUAAGUCUUACUAAGCUCUGGUUCAUCCAGAAAGUCAAAAUAAUUCCAGAGUGGUGAUUAUUUGUUUUAGUAGGUUGAAAUAAUCUGCACUGCAGCUCGGUGCAGAAAUAGGUCAUAUACUUUUUAUUUAGUACUGUCAGUGUAUCAUAAUUAAAAAUAGUAAUUAUGUUUCUUGCAAAAUGUCUUAAACUCUUGUAGAUUUCUAUAAAAGCUGUUUUAUACUACAGAACUGUCAUAAAACAUUCAGUGUUUGGAAUUUUUUGCAGAAACAAAAAAUAUAAAUUCCUAAAGAUAUUUUGGGAUCCAUGUGAUUAGCCAUGUUUACGGUUGUUAUACUCUCAGAUCAUAAUAAUUAAAAGGGAGCAGAGUCUGAUCAGGCCACCAGAACCAGCCAAUCAGAGCAGAGCAGAGUAUGAGGGGCGGAGUCUGAUCAGAACAAACUAAUCAGAACACAGUGGGAGUGUUGAUUGACACAUAAUUAUCACAUUUUAAGAUAGUUUUAGGGUCUAUAUGAAAUUGAAUAUGAUUUUAAAAAGUUAAAAUAAAUUCAAUUCAGUGGUUCAUGAGAUAUUUUGCUAACACAUAAAUUAGGACGCCCAUCUGUCAUGUGUAAACAUGUAAACAGAAAAACGUCCCAACGUUCAUCUCCGUGUCUGCCUCCCAUCCAGUCGUCCAUGGCAGUGUUGGAGGUGAUCUGCAGCCUGAUUGGCUGGCUCUGCCUCUACCUGGUGUUCUGCUGCGCCUUUCCUCGGCGGGGGCACGAGUGGAACUGCCGCCUGGUCACGUUGACCCACGGCGUCUUCAUCGUGCUGCUGACGGCGUACGUGGUUUUCGUCGACGGCCCCUGGCCCUUCACGCACGCCGGAACAGAGAACACGGAGCUCCAGGUGUUGGCCUUGGCAGUCUGCCUGGGCUACUUCUUCUUCGACAUGGGUUGGUGCGUGUGCUACCGGACCGAGGGCCCGGUCAUGAUGGCCCACCACGCCGCCAGCAUUUCGGGCAUCCUGCUGGCCCUGUUCCUGGGCGUGUCGGGCUGCGAGACCUGCGCGGUCAUCUUCGGCAGCGAGCUCACCAACCCGCUGCUGCAGGGUCGCUGGUUCCUCCGGCAGGUGGGUCGGUACGACGGGCCGUUGGGCGACRCGGUGGACCUGCUCUUCAUCUUCCUGUUCGCCACGGUGAGGGUGGGCCUCGGCACUGUCAUGUUCUACUGCGAGCUCGCCUCCGCCAGGACGCCGGCGGUCAUGAAGCUGGGCGGGGUUUUGAUGUACGCGCUGGCCUGGGUGUUCAUGGUGGACAUCGCCCGCUUCGGCUACAAGAAGAGCAGAGCCAAAUAUAAAAGGUGGACGGAGAACCACAAGCUGAGAAACGUCGACACAGAACCGCUGCUGGAAAAUUCAGACUGAACACUUUAACAGCGGCCUCCACAGAUAAUUCACUUUUCUGUGGAAACGCUGAAGAAGCUGAACCGAGCUAUGAAGCUAAAAGCGUAACAUCAGCUAAAACCUAAAAAGGACAAGAAAAAACCAUCAGAAAUUCAGCUGAAAGAAAAAAAACGCACAAAAAAUUGAAUUUAACCCAUUUAAAAUCACUUCUGAAGUAGUUUUGUUUCAAAUUAAAGCAAACUGCAGCUGUCAGAAUAAAAAACAAACAUUUAAUAAAAGACAUCAGUGCAGACAGGAGAAAUGUUUAAAGUUUCUGUGAAUUAAAUACUUUCUAAGAUCCUUUAAAGUAACUUUUUCUGCCGUCUCUUCAACUCUAACCUCCGUUUUACAUCAUAAAUUAAAAAGAAUWACUAAAAAGGCCACAAAAACAAAAYAUUUGUGUAACAGAUUAAUGCAGUCGGAUGCUUAAUUCUCAUUUUUUAAGUAGCUUGUGUUGCAUGAUAUCUUUUACAUUAUUGUACAAUAAAACCUAUAUAACCUUU